UGGUUUCUUUUCCUUGGGGUUGAGUUUAACAACAACAUCGAAGACAACGCGUCACUCUUUUGCUAAAAGAAACGCCAAUAUCAGUAAAACAGUAAAAUCCUUAAAGCAAAAAGUCUUUGCUUAUCGUUUAAUUUUAUCCAGGGACCAGCAAACCGGCGUCGAGUACAGAAAAAUGGGCCGUAUCUUUCUGGACCACAUUGGGGGGACUCGCCUCUUCUCCUGUGCAAACUGUGACACUAUUUUGACAAAUCGAGCUGAACUAAUCUCCACACGCUUCACUGGGGCCACAGGGCGAGCCUUCCUGUUCAACAAGGUGGUGAAUCUGCAGCACAGUGAGGUACAGGACCGGGUCAUGCUCACGGGGAGACACAUGGUGCGCGACGUCAGCUGCAAAAACUGUAACAGCAAACUGGGCUGGAUGUACGAAUUUGCCACAGAGGAGAGCCAGCGCUACAAGGAGGGCCGUGUCAUCUUGGAGAGGGCACUAGUGAGGGAGAGUGAGGGCUUUGAGCAUGUCCCCACUGACAGCUCCUGAGAUGCUUGUGACGACUUCAGUUGGUUAUAAAUUCAAUCCAUGCUUUCACUACCAGAGCAAUGCAUGGGCCUAUACAGUGGCUGCACAAUAUAAGAAGUAGUGCAAUAAUAUGAGUUGAAUUUGAUAUAAUAAGAAUAAGAUAAGAGAACCUUCAUUUGCCCCACAAUGGGGAAAUUAAAUAAUACCAAUAUGGUAAUAUUUGAAUAUACUAUUUUGAGAUCAUAACUCUUAAUGUAUCACUUAGUUUAAAGGAGAAAUAUAAAUCUCUGUAUUACUUUUUCAAAAUAAGUCACAAAAACUGGAUUUAAAGCUUCCAUCUGUAAUUGGAUUGACGACCCAACUCUGUUAUAUUCUCACACUUCACCUCUAGAUGCUGUUUACGUUGCAGUCUGAUUGUGUGCCAGGUUUGGCCUGAGAGAAGUACAUCACAGAGCACAGGUGAACCUGAACAAAGGCCAUCUACUGGUGAAAAAAACAAAAAAUUAUAAUAAUUGUUACUAUAAUAAAUUUAUGUUUGGUCAUGAUACUUUGACAGAAACAUGGUUAUAAACAUGUACAGUCCCUUUGAAGGAGGACCAGAACAUUUUAAGUAUUUCUUUAUAGCUUAAUAGCUUAUUGUUAUAUGAAUGGUGCGCUUGCUGAAAUAUAUUGCACAGCUCUGCAGUAUGCCACACUGGUUUACUGCAACAAAAUAUUGUAAUGGACAGUUUUAUUGAGGAGUAUAGACCCAUUUCUUUAACAAUUUAGCUAAGGCUAAGACUAAAUUGUUACUCUAACACUGAAAUGUGGACGUGGGCACAGUCAGAAAGAAUAAUAAAAUAUAGCUAGGUUCAUGUUGUGUUAGCAUGAAGAAGAGGAGCACAGCAGCUUGUUGCAGUCAGGAGGCAAUGAGUAAAUAUAUAUUAUAUUAACAAUUUCCUUUAUUAUUAUAGUGCUGUACCAGAAUAAUUACGCACCUUGAUUUGUAAUUGUACUUUAUUUAUUUGGAGUUCUGUCAUUUUUAUAUUGAUUCCCUUGUUUGACUGCCUUUACUGUGAUAAUAUUGUGUUUUCAGAUGUAAAUAAAGGUCAAAUAAGUUAAUGGAUAAUUUCUUAUGCAGUGUUAAGUUAUUCAAGUGGGAUGUUCAGUGGUUAUUCAAAAAGGCAUAUGUCACUCACAAUAAAUAAAUUAAAAAAAAAUACAAACCCUGC
Periophthalmus magnuspinnatus is the source of this 1725-nucleotide messenger RNA. Its product is annotated as protein yippee-like 5. The record is from RefSeq and is a predicted model, not a curated record. Lineage: Eukaryota; Metazoa; Chordata; Actinopteri; Gobiiformes; Gobiidae. The transcript is spliced from 3 exons. Bases 173 to 535 code for a protein of 120 amino acids.